AUGAGCCGGCCUGUCGCAGAGAACCCCGAGAUGUCCACCGAGGAGGCUUUGGCCGGGGCGGUCGCAGCCAGGAGCGCUCGAGAAGAUGUCCGGGGCCUUUUCCCUCUUCAGCAUGCCCUUGGAAGGGCGCCCGACUUGGGCGGGCAUUUCUUUGAGGGCGACUUCGACGAGAUGCCCUGCGUCGAGGCCCAGCGCGUCGACAAGGAGUACGGCGAGAACUACGCGAGGAUGUGCGCGGCGGAGCAGGAGUACCUGAGGCAGGACUACGCGCGGCGCAUCAGCCGGGCCGAGAACGCGCAGAACCAGGCGCGAAAGUCCGCGGCGCCAGGCACGUGGGCGCGCUUUUUCCGCGAGGAGAAGGGCGAGACCAAGGGCCGCUUCAAGGGGCUCGCGAGGGCGCUGGCAUCGGAGACUGCACGCCCUAUGGGCGGCGAUCUGGCGCAGAGUGAGGCACUGCGCCCGGGGCGCCCUGGGACAGUGGUCUGGCUAGCGCGGGCAGGCCAGAUCAUCGAGGUGGACCUGUGCCAGAUCCGAGCCGCCUUUGCCCGGGAGAUCGCGCGCGCCAGGCAAGGCUUCGAGGCAGGCCACCAGGAACCUGAGCACCCACAUGGUAAGCCAGUUGAGAAAGGGGGGAAGCGCGAAAUCUCGGAGCGGACGGCCACCCAGGACGAGGUGGACAGGUUCAACAGGGCAAAGGCCACUGAGGAGGUCAUGCGUAUGCGGUGGGUCCUGGAGUGGAUGGUCGACGUCAGCACAGGCGACAAGAAAGCGAAGGCGCGGAUCGUGGUCUUGGGCCACAUGGGCCCCGAGUACGAGCGCCGCCCGACCACGGCUCCAACGAUGACACGUACUUCCAGGCACCUGUUGCUGCAGAUGAUGGCGCGGCUAGGUUCCAAGGGGCACAUGGCUGACGUGACGGGAGCUUUCACCCAGAACCGCGAGAUUCAGCACAACCUGUUCGUGAUGCCCGUGAAGGAGUUGGCCACGGCGCUUGGAAUGCCCGAGGGCGUCGCCAUGAGGUUCCGGAAGGCCGUGCGCGGGCUCGUCGCGGCAGCCGUUGAGCGGUGCGCAACGGCGAGCGAGGCGCUCGAAGAGUUCGGCUGGACCCAGAUGAAGAUGGGCCCGUGCGUCUGGGUGCUGCACGGCGACGCGCGCGGCCAGGGCGACAGCUUCACCAAGAGGUUCCGCAUGGACCAGGGUGAAUAUUCGAAGACCAUUGAGAAGGCCUCUUUGACCACCGAGCGCAAAAGGAACAAGGACGCGGAGACCGCCGACACGGAGAAGGGUCAGCUCAGAGCAAUCUUGGGCGCCGUCGGCUGGCGCUCCGAGCAAUCUGGCCCAAUGCACCCUGCUGACGCAAGCCUGCUCUUGAGCACGAUCCCCUCGGCAGAAGUGCAGACCAUCAACGAGACGAACAGGCUGGUCGACCGGGCGCGACAAUGCGCUGACCUGCCGGUGGUGAUCCACAGCCACUCACAGGCACAGGUGCUGGUGCCAAUUGAGAGGUCCGACUCAUCCGAGUCGAACCGGCCCGACGGUAGGUCCACCAAGGGCCUGAUUGCAGGCGUGGCCCCACUGAAGAUCCUGAAGGGUGACGUGAAUGACGUGGGCCUGGUGUCGUGGAAGUCCGGCAAGAUCGACCGAGGUUGCCGCAGUUCCGUCGCCUGCGAGACACGAUCGCCAGUGGAUGCGGAGGGCGAGCUGUUCGGCAUCUCCAUCGACUGGCGCAACCCGGAGGAUGCGCUUGGGCUGCGCGACAGGCUCCAGACUACAGUCUACACCUUCCGCGGCAAGGAGGAGCGGACUGACGUGGAUGCGAUGGCGCUGAAGGAGGGAACCCAGGCCGCCAACAUCUGGAUGCCUCGGGUCCACGGCGAUGUUCAAUUAGCAAACUCACUGACCAAGGGACACCAGCCAGGACAGCUCAGGAUGCACUUCGACAGCGGCUACCGCUGGAAACUGGUCUACGACGCCAAGUACCAGAGCGCACGUAAACGGAAGGCAGCAGGGAUCCUUCCAUUCGAGAAUGUCCCACAGGAG
Messenger RNA from Prorocentrum cordatum, 2040 nucleotides. The record is from the annotation of a GenBank genome assembly. NCBI's taxonomy places the organism in Eukaryota, Dinophyceae, Prorocentrales, Prorocentraceae.